Ixodes scapularis (black-legged tick) is the source of this 1265-nucleotide messenger RNA. RefSeq lists its product as uncharacterized. Bases 42 to 1265 code for a protein of 407 amino acids. Gene Ontology annotation, molecular function: zinc ion binding; nucleic acid binding. The transcript has a single exon. Lineage: Eukaryota; Metazoa; Arthropoda; Arachnida; Ixodida; Ixodidae. The record is from RefSeq and is a predicted model, not a curated record.
GGAGAAAGAAGAAGACGCCGUUCGAAACGGUCGUGUUUUCAAUGCUCUCCAGUGAAAACGCACCGGCCACAGGCCGGGGAACUGCUGAGGCUUCGGCCAGUACCACCGAAAUGACGACCGAAGAGUACCGGACCGUACUUCCCCGUCUACCGACAGGUAAUUUGAGUCUUAAUUCUGUCUUUCUACACGGAGAUCUCGCCGCGCGGCCAUACCGAGCAACAGACUUCCGAGACGCUUUGCGGGACGUGGUUGACAGCCAGGAUAUCAUCGGAAUCGGCCAAUUCCAGAUGAGUCACGUCUGGAUGGUGACCUGUGCAAGCGCUUUGGCCAAGGCCAAACUUGUGACCAAAGCAGAGCUCCGCGUAAAGGGGCGCCGAUGCCUAAUCAUCGACCCGGACACCAGAGACGUCAAACUGAAACUUCUUUGGCUACCAGUUCACAUGGACAACCAGCGUAUCGAAGAAGCACUGGCGCCUUUUGGCACGGUCCGUUCGAUUGUUAGAGAAAAAUGGCGCUGCGCCGGAAUGGAGCAGAUGGAGACGCUAAACAAAGAAGUGACGUUGACCCUUCACGAGGGAAUGAACGCGAGCCAGAUACCGCACCAGCUCACAGUGUUCGGCUGUCGAAGCUUGGUGCUCGUGCCUGGCCGCCCUCCACUGUGUCUACGAUGCUACCGAAUCGGUCACAUUCGUCGCGAGUGUAGGACCCCAAGAUGCGGUGAAUGCCGACGUUAUGGUCAUGCAACAAGUGAGUGCGUCACCACCUAUGCGGACAAGCUCCGACAAGCAAGAAGCCCAGCUGAAGAUGUCGUUUUAGAACACCUAAUGGACAUAAGCGAAGUGGUCGAUGCAACAGGAGAAGUCACCCCUUCCAGCACCACUUCAGGGGUACAGCUGACGGCCCCACUGCACCCACCACCUGACGUCAACCCUGAGUCGGCGACGAUCACCACUGAAUCUGAAAAGCCUGAAUCGCUUUUGCAAGACAGCGAAUUCCCUCCUUUAAGUACGACGUCAACGGAUGCUUCACAGUUUUCAUUACAUCGACGAGAGCGCUCGACCACGUCCAGUGGAACAUCUGUCAAACGACCCGCCCCAACAUCGGAAAAAUCGUCUCAGUCGUCUACCACGGAUGUCGCGAUCGGCCACAACAGCGACGAGAGAGGCGACGCAAAACGCAGGCCAGCUGAGGUGUGUGAGAACCAUUACAGUAAGGCCACACGGCCUGCUGACGUAGUGAAGGACGGUGAUGAACUACCCCCUUAG